AUGCUCGACACUACAGAUAUGGAUCGGGACAUCAUGCCAGUUAUCCACCAGCCCGUGAAGGUGUACCGAUCGCAGUGGGGGCAGCAGUCGCAGCGAGACCAGGGAGCAGCGUGGCUGCUUAUAACGGAGCAGCAGGUGGGGUCCGCAGAGGAUGGAGGGGCAAGCCGUGACUCUGUAAUGCGGAUGGCGCAGGAUGAGGCGACAAAAGAGCUGGCGGACACGCGGGCAGGAGAGGAAGCAAUGCGUGGGGAAGAGGAGGGGUCGGAGGGAAGAGAGGAAGCAAUGCGAGGGGAGGAGGAGGGGGCGGAGGGAAGAGAGGAAGCAAUGCGUGGGGAAGAGGAGGGGGCGGAGGGAGGAGAGGCAGCAAUGCGUUGGGAGGAGGAGGGGGCGAAGGCAGGAGAGGCAGCAAUGCGUGGGGAGGAGGAAGGGGCGGAAAGGGAGUGCGGGGUGGAGGAGGAGCGGAGGGCGGGGGAAGGGUGGAACGUGACGGGGGUGGCGAGGUUCGGGCGAGUGGAGGUGGAGGGGGCGGGGGCAGAGCGCGCUUUUGUCAACCAGCGCACAUGCUUCUCUGUGACUGACUGCAAGGCGAGGGGCCGCAAGCCCCUCUCCACUCCAUCGCCCCUCUCCACUCCAUCGCCCCUCUCCACUCCAUCGCCCCUCUCCACUCCAUCGCCCCUCUCCACUCCAUUGCCCCUCUCCACUCCAUCGCCCCUCUUCUUUCUCCCGCAGGCAGCGCGCGUUUUUUGUGGCGCUACUCGCCUUUGA
Molecule: messenger RNA, 765 nt
Organism: Closterium sp. Naga37s-1
Lineage: Eukaryota; Viridiplantae; Streptophyta; Zygnematophyceae; Desmidiales; Closteriaceae
Source: the annotation of a GenBank genome assembly